CUUCUCUUUAUAAUUUGUUGUGUGGUGCAACAAUUUAAAGUAGGAGAGAGAAACCCACCUCAACAAACAAACACUAUUUCUAAAAACUCCCACUCAUAGCUAGCUUGCCCUCUUCAAACAUUAACAAAUUCAUCCUCUAUAUUAUUCUACACAUAAAUCUCUCUAAAUAAAUAAAUAAAUCAAUCAAUCAACCAAAUUAAUAGUUGCAUUUUCUUCUAGUUGAAGUAUAUAUAAAUUCUUGAGCCGUCUAAAUAAUUUUGUUAAUAUUAUUGUCAUUGUUAUUUGUUAUUGCACUAAUUAUUAAUUAACCUGUUUUUCUCCCUAAAUCUGAUCACAUCAAAUCUUGUGUGUUUAUUUGCACUUCUUCAAAAACAUGAGGAUUAGGAAAAGAAAGGUACCGUUGCCACUUUCUCUUCUAUCUCCAGUACCCCUUUCAGAUCCCAACCUUUUCAGCCGGUCACCGGUCAUGGUAACCUUACAAGGUGCUGAUUAUACCUCCGCUUCCGAUCUACGCCGUCUGAUCGUUGCAAAUACUUCUGAUGAUACUACAAGAUUUGAAGGAGGUGAUGAUGGAAUACAAGCAAGUAAUGAUGUUUUAAGCAACGCAAGCAUAACAACAACAACAACAACAACAACAACAACAACAACAAGGGGUGCAGCGAUAGCAGUAGCAGACUUAGCAGUAGCAGCAGAUGAUGAUAAUAAUAAUGGACUUUUAUCUCUCUCCAAUAAUAAAGUAUUAGGAAGGUGGUGCGAUGGAGAUAAAGCAAUUCCACUGAAAAAGAGAAGAGGGAUCAGUUUCAAUAACGACUUUGUUGAAAUUGAACAACACUCGUCUACAAUAAUAGUAGACGACAAGAAAUUAAACGCGGCUACCCUAACAAAGCGCAACCUCAAAGAAGACGAACAAAGCACCAUCCAUGACGAUAAUAAUAACAACAACAACAACAAUAGUAACGCGAAUGUAGUGGUGUUAACGAGUGCAAAGAAGAGCAAUAGCAAAAGAGGUAACACAAUAAUGGAAGGAUCAAGGUGCAGCCGAGUGAAUGGGAGAGGGUGGAGAUGUUGCCAACCUACACUUGUAGGUUAUUCUCUUUGCGAGCAUCACUUAGGGAAGGGAAGACUUCGAAGCAUGACGAGUAGUAGUAGUACUAGUAGUAGUUUAAAGUCUCGAGCUGCUUCCAAGAAGAAGAUCAACAGCCUAAUCCAAAAUAAUACGAGUAAUUUCGCGUUAGGCCGCGUUGAGAAAGAUAAUUCUUGUGACAAUGAGAAGAGUAAGCUGGAAAGGAUGAGCUCGUUUGGGAAUAAGAGGGUGAAACUUGGAGUUGUUAAAGCUAGAUCACUUAGUAGUUUGUUGGGUCAGACAAAUACUAUCAGUAAGAUUGUGGGAGAUGAAACUAUGCAGCAGCAUCAAGAUCAUUACUGAGAUUCUAUGGAUUUUUUCAGGUUAGAGUUAUAUAUCUCUGCUUGAUACUGAAUAUAUAGUGUAUAAUAUAUAAGUAAAUUUAUGGUGCAACUCUAAAAUUAAACAUGGAGAUAUUUGGUGCAGUUUCACUUGUGGUUUUGUAUGAAUGAAUGAUGGACGAUGAAGCAGUUUUAGUUUAUUUUGUAAUACAUGUUGGGUGAUAUAACUAUAAACUAUAUAAGAGGGAGUUAAUAGAAACUUUAUAGUAAA
Molecule: messenger RNA, 1675 nt
Organism: Beta vulgaris subsp. vulgaris (sugar beet)
Lineage: Eukaryota; Viridiplantae; Streptophyta; Magnoliopsida; Caryophyllales; Amaranthaceae
Exons: 4
Coding region: 374-1426 (350 amino acids)
Source: RefSeq, a predicted model, not a curated record